AAGUUUAUUCGGUGAAUUUUAACUUCGUAGAUCCAUCGGUAUCUACGGAUUUCUUAUAUUUCCUAUAAACGCGUGCUGCAAUCAGGUGUUUUUAUCAUACGCCUCGUGGAAUUCGCUAAGAAUCAUGAAACUACUGAAGAAAUUCUUAAUUUUGACAACUGCGGUUGUUUUCACCACCGGUGUAGUAUCCGGUCAAAGUAUCGACGAGUGCCUGAAGCAAGACAGCAUAUCCUGCGUGCAGAAGACUCUAUAUAGGACCGCCAAAGAAUUCUUUUCCAAGGAUAAACUAGAGCUUAUAAACGGAGUCAGUCUCGUGAAGAGUAAUGUCAAUGCCAGAUCUAUCAAGGAACUUGCUUAUGAUCAAGAGAUGGAGGCCGCUAAUAAUAUCGCGGAAAGACAAAAUUCUCUCGAAAACUUCAUUAGCGAUGAAACUGGGCAGUUUUUGACCGGUCGCAGUCUUAGGAUUAAUCUUGCAUCUGCUUUUGAGAAAAUCCAAAAAUCGAUUCGUGCCUUCAGUGAAUCUGCUCCUCCAGAAAUUCAUCAGGCUGUCAACGAGAUUGUUGAAGCACGAGGCAAGAAAAAAGGAUCUCUAAAAGGAAUCAUACCCCUCCUGAUUGCCGCGAAAAUAAAGCUUGGUAUUUUGGGAGUUCUCUCAUACUUUGUCAUCGGAUUCUUAGCGAAAAAGGCGAUCCAAGCGUCCAUCAUUUCCCUCAUCAUCUCCGCCUUCGUCGCUAUGAAAACAUUCUGGUCAGGCAAAAACCACCACGACGUUACUCCUUACAAUGGUGGCUGGAGCGGAUGGUCAAAUCCUGUCAGCGGUGGAUGGUCAAGUCCCGUCAGCAAUGGAUGGUCCAAUUCCGUAUCUGGUGGAUGGGCUAAUGGUGCUUCUUCCAAUUGGGAAGAUUCUCAUUACGCGCACGGCCAAGCAUAUUCUGGAUAUCAUCAUCACUAGUGAUCGUUGAUAUUUUCUUUUUCUCUUUUUUUUUUCAUUAAUUAACGGCUAAUGGGAAGAACGGGAUGUCGGCGGAAGUCAGAUAACUUUUAAGUCUCACGUUGAUUUUCAUUCAUAUAAUCAUGGUGAUAUUUAUUUUUAUUUAUUUUAUUAAUUAUCAUUAAAUAGUAAAUAGGGCAUUUUUGGCCCUUCCGUGAUGUACAUUAAAUAUAUAACAACACUUUGGUUCGCGUACCCAUGUGCAAAAUAGAUCAAUAAAUAAUCAAACUGAAAAGCUAGUCAUAAUAUGUAUGAUUGGUGAAGAUGUAACUCGCUAAUCAAUACGAUAUUACGUAUGUAUUACGACUUGGCGAUUUCUGCAUAAGUUUUAGGGUGAUCACAAACGUUUCUGUAAUGAUUUGUAAUUCAUAGUUACAUCUAGUCCAAUAGAAUGUAUAUGCAACGUAUUAAACUACGCUACGAAUUUGUACACUUUGUAAU
Mycetomoellerius zeteki is the source of this 1432-nucleotide messenger RNA. It is a transcript of the gene Osi6, whose product is annotated as DUF1676 domain-containing protein Osi6. Lineage: Eukaryota; Metazoa; Arthropoda; Insecta; Hymenoptera; Formicidae. Bases 125 to 952 code for a protein of 275 amino acids. Gene Ontology annotation, cellular component: membrane. The transcript has 3 exons. The record is from RefSeq and is a predicted model, not a curated record.